AUGGCGACGAACGGCACCAAAACGGAUGGACAGGUGACAGAGCUCAACGAGGUGGCGACAAAUAACGACAAACCCAAGACAUUGGACGUGAAAGGGGGAGAAAAGAAAAAGGAGGUGCCUGAUAGAGAAACAUGGGUGGGAAAAUUUGAUUUCCUCCUGUCGUGUGUGGGUUAUGCAAUUGGACUGGGCAACGUGUGGAGAUUUCCAUAUCUCUGUGGAAAAAACGGUGGAGGAGCGUUCUUGAUUCCAUAUUUCUUGACUCUCAUAUUUGCUGGAAUGCCCUUGUUUCUGCUGGAAUGCUCACUUGGUCAAUACACCUCCAUUGGAGGGCUGGGUGUGUGGAAACUGGCGCCUAUGUUCAAAGGUGUGGGCCUUGCAGCUGCUGUCUUGUCCUUCUGGCUCAAUAUUUACUACAUUGUAAUUAUUGCCUGGGCCAUUUACUACUUGUACAACUCCUUUACCACUGAACUUCCCUGGAGCUCAUGUAACAAUGCAUGGAACACAGACAAGUGUUACACAAACUACAGCAUUGCAGACACCACCAAUCUGACCAGUGCUGUGCUGGAGUUCUGGGAGCGCAACAUGCACGAAAUGACCGAUGGCUUGGAAAAACCAGGCCAAAUCCGAGUGCCACUGGCAAUAACACUGGCCAUUGCUUGGGUCCUUGUGUACUUCUGUAUCUGGAAAGGGGUUAGCUGGACAGGGAAGGUGGUGUACUUCUCUGCAACAUAUCCUUACUUCAUGCUGUUCAUUCUCUUCUGUCGUGGGGUCACUCUGCCUGGAGCUUUUGACGGCAUUAAGUUCUAUGUGACCCCUGACUUUGAGAAACUUAAAGAAUCAGAGGUCUGGCUGGAUGCAGCCACCCAAAUAUUUUUCUCUUAUGGUCUAGGCCUGGGCUCACUUAUAGCUCUGGGCAGCUAUAACCCUUUCAACAACAAUGUUUACAGAGACUCUAUCAUUGUGUGCUGUAUCAACUCAUGUACCAGCAUGUUCGCUGGCUUUGUCAUCUUCUCUAUUGUUGGUUUCAUGGCACAUGUGACAAAGAGACCCAUUGCAGAUGUAGCAGCGUCAGGUCCUGGUCUGGCGUUCUUGGCGUACCCUGAGGCAGUCACCCAGCUGCCUGUGUCUCCUCUCUGGGCCAUCCUGUUCUUCUCCAUGCUGCUCAUGCUGGGGAUUGACAGCCAGUUCUGCACGGUUGAAGGCUUCAUCACUGCUCUGGUGGAUGAAUUUCCCAGAGUUCUUAGGGGUAGGCGAGAGAUAUUCAUUGCAGCCGUCUGCGUCGUGUCCUAUGUGAUCGGACUGUCAAACAUCACACAGGGUGGGAUCUAUGUGUUCAAACUGUUUGACUACUACUCUGCCAGUGGAAUGUGUCUGCUGUUUUUGGUCUUCUUUGAAUGCAUCUCCAUAUCCUGGUGCUACGGUGUGAACAAGUUCUAUGACAACAUCCAGGAAAUGAUUGGCUACAGGCCCUGUCUAUGGUGGAAGCUGUGCUGGGUUGUGUUCACGCCUCUCAUCGUUGCUGGGGUGUUCCUGUUCAGUGCCAUACAAAUGGUUCCUCUCAAAAUGGGAGACUACGUGUUCCCGGGCUGGGGUCAGGGAGUGGGCUGGCUCAUGGCACUGUCCUCCAUGGUCCUCAUUCCAGGAUACAUGAUUUACAUGUAUAUGGGCCUCAAAGGGACCUACAAAGAGCGUAUUCGGAUAAUGCUCCAGCCACCCGCAGUGACCAGGAGGCCUCAGGAGAACGGCCCAGAGCAGCAGGUGGAGACCAACACUGCAAACCUGUCGAGUCCAACCAACGCAGCCAGCCCCUCCACUCAGGCCCCCCCGAAUGCAGCCAGCCCAGUCAACCCGCCCCCUACUGCAACCAGUCCCAACCCGGUGACUAGUGCCAGCGCGGCCCCUCCCCCUGCCAACCCACCCACUGUGUCCAGUCCAACAAACCCAGCAACAAGCCCUACCACAACCGUAAUUACCACAACAUCUACUGUUACUGCUAGUGCUGCUAGUGUCACUGCAACCACCAAAAGUAGCCCGACCAGCGCUGUGCCCACUGUAGGGAGCCCAGUGGAGACGGUGAACCCUCCAAGCACAACGAGCCCCACCUCCAACCUGACCAAUGCAGAGGCCAACGUGUAG
Molecule: messenger RNA, 2136 nt
Organism: Boleophthalmus pectinirostris (great blue-spotted mudskipper)
Lineage: Eukaryota; Metazoa; Chordata; Actinopteri; Gobiiformes; Gobiidae
Gene: slc6a1a
Product: solute carrier family 6 member 1a
Exons: 14
Coding region: 1-2136 (711 amino acids)
Biological process (GO): sodium ion transmembrane transport; neurotransmitter transport
Cellular component (GO): plasma membrane; cell surface; axon
Molecular function (GO): gamma-aminobutyric acid:sodium:chloride symporter activity
Source: RefSeq, a predicted model, not a curated record